Laetiporus sulphureus 93-53 is the source of this 495-nucleotide messenger RNA. RefSeq lists its product as uncharacterized. The transcript has 2 exons. The record is from RefSeq and is a predicted model, not a curated record. The coding region runs from base 1 to 495 and encodes 164 amino acids. Lineage: Eukaryota; Fungi; Basidiomycota; Agaricomycetes; Polyporales; Laetiporaceae.
AUGGCUACACAUGCACGAUAUGACCCGGCUCUCGGACCACCCGUCCAUCUCGGAACCUGCACUGACAUCAUCUGGAAUGAGUACCAACAAGCAUUGGGACUCUACGCACAAUAUCAGGGAGCAAUACCCAAGCAGCCAGUGGCACGGAAAAAGAAGAUGGGAAAAAUCAAGGAGUUUAAGGGAGACAAGCGAGACAAAAUUGCCUUCGUCCUCUCCCAAAUCGACUCCUCAUCCACAGUGGGAAAGUGGGCCAAGUUAUGGGAAGCCAACCAAAUGGCAAAACACAGCAAUCUUGGAAUGUACCAAGACUUCAAGAUGACACUUAUCGAAAAGUAUGGAGGUGUCACAACCAAGGACCAAGCCUGGCAAGUACUUCUCGAAGGAAAGUACAGGCAGGACAAGCAAACCGUCGACGAGUAUAUCGGAAAUCUCGAUAUCCUCUACCCAUAUGCCAAAAUCGAUGACGAAUACGCCAAGCUCAUCCACUUCAAGUGA